Messenger RNA from Uncinocarpus reesii 1704, 1485 nucleotides. RefSeq lists its product as uncharacterized. Gene Ontology annotation, cellular component: phagophore assembly site. Gene Ontology annotation, molecular function: phosphatidylinositol binding. The record is from RefSeq and is a predicted model, not a curated record. The transcript is spliced from 2 exons. Bases 1 to 1485 code for a protein of 494 amino acids. Lineage: Eukaryota; Fungi; Ascomycota; Eurotiomycetes; Onygenales; Onygenaceae. Gene Ontology annotation, biological process: autophagy; cytoplasm to vacuole targeting by the Cvt pathway.
AUGGACCACAAUGAUUUCGACACCGUGUCGUGGAGGAAUGACACUGAGAGUGAAGCCUCCGGCCCUGCGGCUAUGCACACCGACACCGAAGACACCGAGCCUUCGACUCAUGAUAUCAAUGGCAAGCGGCGGAUGAGCUCGGCAAGCGAAGAGCAGCUCCCGCCCACGCACGAUGAUAUGGGAGAUUUUUCGAGCCUUGACGGCGUGCUGGAGUGCUCUGUGGGCUCGCCGCUGAAGGAAAACGAUGGCACGAAGGAUGCCUAUGUGUCCUACCUUGUUACUACCCACACUGAUUUCAAAUCCUUCCAACAACCCGAGUUCUCUGUUCGACGGCGCUUUACGGAUUUCUACUACCUGUAUAAGACACUCUACAGAGAGUACCCAGCAUGUGCCGUCCCCCCGCUGCCGGACAAGCACAAGAUGGAAUACGUUCGGGGAGACAGGUUCGGUCCCGACUUCACCCAUCGCCGAGCGUGGUCGCUGCAUCGUUUCAUCAAACGCCUUACACUGCACCCGGUCCUCCGGCGCGCUCCGGUUUUGGUGGUGUUCCUUGAGUCGCCGGAUUGGAAUGCGCACAUGAGAAUGCGACCUUCGCGGGCUUCCACUAGCGGAUCGGAUGGUGGGCCAACAGGCAUCUUCGACAAUUUCGCAGACACGUUUGUCAACGCAUUCACCAAAGUUCAUAAACCGGAUAAGCGGUUCAUUGAGGUCAAAGAAAAGGCGGACAAGCUCGAUGAAGACUUGAACCAUGUUGAGAAGGUGGUUGCUCGCGUUGCGAGGCGGGAGAAUGAUUUGGAAACCGAUUACAGUGACCUUGCGAUGCAGUUCCGGAAACUUGUCGCAUUGGAACCUGACCUUGAAGUUCCUUUGCAAAUAUUUGCGGCUUCGAUAGAAGAGACCACCAGGGGGAUCAAGUCAUUGAAGGACCACACUGAUCAGAAUUACCUUGGCAGCCUUCGUGAUAUGGAGGCAUACAUAGUCUCUCUGAAGACGCUCUUGAAGACCCGAGAACAAAAGCAGCUUGAUUUUGAAGCUCUGGUCGACUACCGCAACAAGGCCGUUUCGGAUCGGGAUAAUCUGGCUAAUAAUCCUGCUUCAUAUCAUGCUACUAACCCCCUCACAAGUAAUCCUGCGUCUUUCAUUCGCUCCAAGAUGGAAGACAUGCGAGGUGUCGACCACGAGCAAUCCCGUCGAGAACGGGUGCGAAAGCUGGAACUUCGCAUUGACGAACUCACCCGUGAGGUUGAAAGCGCAAAGACCACGUCGGAGAUGUUUGACGAAGAAGUGGUCCGGGAAAUCGCCGACUUUGAGCGCAUCAAAGCCGUUGAGUUCCGGGACACUUUGGGCGCGAUGGCAGAGAAGCAUGUCGAGUUCUACCAGGGCGUGCUCGCGACUUGGGAAAGAUUCAUUGUCGAGAUGGAAGAUGGCGAAGAGGAGAGCGCGCACCAAAGAGAGAAUCAAAGGCCACCGAAUGAAGUGUCAUGA